CCAAAAUUGAAUUGAAUCAUGAGAGAAACUGACUCGUGUGGCAAUCAUCUACCUACCUGGGUGAAUGUUACAUGUUUUGGUGAUCUGCCAGUAGCCUUCGGGAAGCUGAUCGAGAUCUAGCGUGUGAGAAAUGUCUGUCGGAGUGACGAGAGAGGUUGCGUGACUUAUGGACUCCAAUGCAUCAGGUAUCCAUAUGAAGUUGUAAAUGAUACACGAGAGGAGAAAUAAAGUUCGUGAGACGAAUGAAAUUGAAGUAAGCUUCGGAGAGUCGAGGUACAUGCAUGAUAGUCGCUCGAUAACAAAUGAGAUAGAUAGACUCCUUCUGUCACCCAAUUACAAAUAUUCCUUCUGUUCGGAGUAAAGAGUCAUUCUUCCCGUGGAGAGUAUUCAUCUAUACAGGGUUCUUCCGUCCUGGAAGUUUCCCCCCCCGUCUCGUCUGCUUCCCCACGCAUUUCUUCUCCAGUGGCACAAGGUAGCGAAGCCCGCUUUUCUCUUUUCUCUUGUUGUGUUACAAUUCUGGUGAAACAAAAUUUCUAGUUAAAUGCCUGGUUAUGUACUAUGUAUUUUCCAUUAAUGCAGCACGCGAUAACUCAUAUCCCCAAUCAUAUCACAAUCAAAGUAGCGCCGAGAAAUUGAUAAUAGCGCAAUAGAGUCACAAUAUAAGAAUGUCGCCCUGUCUGAUCACACUUUGUUACUUCGCAGCGGAUCAUCCUUUCGGGGCCUUCCGGGUGCGGGACGGGCGACUUCAGGCGAUAUUCGACAUACGAUUUACCACAGGAGAGACUGGCAGCAUCAUUAUCUUCUUCACGGUGGAUCAGGGCCAGCAGUUUCGCAAGUCUGAAAUACAUCUGCUGCCCAACACCUGCGAACGUGCUCAGCUAGAGACCGUUUUAGCGGAGGCUAAUAGGACGCAAAGGGGAGAAAGUACUCUUACAAGCAGAGUAACAGAUCUGUCGCAGGUAUUCACAUCAAUACCACGGCUAUUCAAACAAGAAAGGGUUACCAAGAAGCACGUAGCCCCAGCGCACAUCUUCUCGCAAGUAAGAACUCGCUUUCAGAAAUUCAUCGGAGAGAUCGGCAAGCAAUACACAGUACCUCCCAUGCAAUAUUUCCUAGCAGCAGAGCACGAAAAACUAGCUCCCCUACAAAAAACAUGGUACUAUCACAACAGAACAUAAAGGGCCUAGUAGUUCUGGAGCGUAAAAGACAUACUCAUACCACUGUACAAACAUGUUGGUCGCGCAAUUGCAGCAAGUUGUACAACUAGGGGACAUCUUAGACUUCUUGUAUGCUCCAGAUGAAGAAGUAUAUUGGUUUCAGCAUAGUAAGUACAAUCUGGUAUUCACACGAGUCUUAUUCGCAGCACAGAACAAGAAAGCUAUUGUCGAAGUCACCGUAGACAUAAGACAUGCCUCGCUGUAUAUGGUCCAAAACAUUCAGUUAAUCGCCACACAUGAACACUUAAACUUCUUCAUAGCCGUAAUGAAACACAUGCCUGUACGAGAGCAGAGAUUAAUCAAUCCAGAGUUGGAUAUUCAAAUAAACCAUCUGCCGGUCAUCGUUCGGAUUGAGAGUGGCAGAUUUCGUCGCGAUACGGAUGGCAUACUAAAGAAGUAUAACUAUUCCACAAAAAGGCGAUUCAUUACUCCACAAAGAUUAACUGCGAUUAGCAUUGCUACACCCUUAAAGAAAGACACAUAGAAUCAGAUGCGCGAAAUGGUAACUUACUUCGACUUCCCUAAGAUAGUAGCUGUAACCCCGACGCAAUAUGGAAAUGUACAAGACAUCCAUUUUGAUUCAUCACAUGACAUCCGAAAUCCUCUACCUAUAGAAAGACUGCAGGUGAUUUUACGUAAUGCAAAAAUUGGCUUAUACUCAGCAGAGGACAUACCACAUGCACGCACAAUUGUACUUAGAGUGCUUCUUAAAUCAGGAUUCUGGAUCAAGGUUAGCUUACAUGCAUUGCGACAUAGCCAAAUCAGGAAUCAACCGAUCUCAACAUCCCUGACGGACGACUACUUUUUCUUUGCAGCAGUCACGAGGUGUCAUGAACGAAGUGCCUUUGAUGCGAUUAGUUUCGUGCAUGCUCUCAGCUGUCCACAUUUAGCAACUUUCGCACGGGAACUUACCUCGCACAUAAGAGUAGACAGGCGAUUCAAUGAGUAUAAUCAUCCUCGCGCAGUAGUGCAUGUAAAGAACCUGAAUAGCAACUUCUUGCGGAUUAUGGAGUCGCCCGGCCCCCAACAGCAGUGA
Messenger RNA from Amoebophrya sp. A25, 2253 nucleotides. Lineage: Eukaryota; Dinophyceae; Syndiniales; Amoebophryaceae. The record is from the annotation of a GenBank genome assembly.